GGGCACAUUCGUCCGUGAGGCGUCUUCGAGUGAGCCAGUGAGCCAGUGAGUGUGUCGUGUUCAGUGUUGAGUGAGUGAACCCUCUUUGGACUACCAUCACCGCCAUGAAGAUGUUCGCGUCCUCCUCCGUCAUGCUGCUGCUCGCCGUGAGCGCCGCCCUCGCGGUGCCGGCGCCCGCCGCCGUGGACGACUCGGCCAACGAGGUGCCCGGCAAGGACGUGUGGAGCCUGGCGGCCCGCGCCCUGGACCACUGCGGCGGCUCCGGCGACCUGGGCUCGUGCCUGGGCGUCAAGGCCGUGACCGUGAUGGAGCGCCUGGCCCGCGCCGGCAACCUGGACGUGCUCGGCGGCACCGUCACCCUGGUGCGCACCUCGGCGCAGCGAGACGCCCGCGCCAUGCCCACCGAGGCCGAGCUGCAGAGCGCCCUGCCCCAGGACUCGGCCAGCCGCUCGGCCAAGCUCAUCGACAUGCUCGUCGACGCCACCCUCCGCUUCUUCGAGUCCCACACCGUCCAGCUCCGCCUGCCGCACGCCGAGCCCCAGGCCGUCGCCCGUGCCAUCGAGGAAGGUCGCGGCAAGAUGAAGAAGAUGAUGGGCCCCAUCCUGGCUGGUAUCGCCCUCAAGAUCUUCGCCGUGGUGCCCAUCCUCAUCGGCUUCCUGGGACUGCUCGCCGUCAAGGCCCUCGUCGUCGCCAAGAUCGCGUUCGUCAUCGCCGCCGUGAUCGCCGCCCAGAAGCUGCUCGGCGGCGGCGGUAGCAUCGGCUCCGGCCUGGGCGGCUGGACCGGCGGUGCUGGCGCCGGCGCUGGCGGCUGGUCCUCGGGCUCCGGAGCCGGCUGGUCCGGCAACGGCGGCUACAACUACAAGCGCUCGAUGGACGAGGCCGCCGCCAACGACAUGGCCUACAGCGCGCACACCCCCCAGGACCAGUGAGGACGCACCCCCCGCCACCGACCGCGCAGCGCGGCGCUCAGGGGCAGCGGGCGCACGAGCGCACCCUCUCCAGCGGGGAGGUCCUCGGGGUCACACCAACGCCACGCCACGCCACGCUACGCACCAAAACUGAGACUGACCAAAUUUUCUAACCAAACCAAAAGACAGAGUGGGACGGAGACACGCUAGGAGAUAUAAUGUUGAUGCUGCUCCAUAUUGGAGCCCUUACCAGUUGCUGUACAUAGACUUUACUCGUACGGACUUUACUUGUGCCAUCCCUGCCGCGGGCCGAUCAAGUGAGACUGGACGCUCGCGGGACCAGACUGACUGGACGGCAUGCACCCUCCACAGAACGACACGGGGCUGAACUGAAUGAGCCUGACUGUCCCCGGAAUCAGCUAUUUGAGGGGAAUACGAGCGAAAAAUCAAACGUCAACUCCCGUCGUGGUUGUUUGAGGGGACCGUUAUUUAUUAUUUAUUGUCUUGUUGACUCCAUCGGGCCGAGAGCGCGAAUGCCUUGGCCCGGCCUUACCAAUUAGUCCUAAUUUAUUCUUAAUUUAUUGUUUGUUGCUGUUGCCAAAUGUUGACCAUGAUGAAUAAAUUAUUUUUUUUCUCCUCUGUAAACAAA
Messenger RNA from Frankliniella occidentalis (western flower thrips), 1557 nucleotides. RefSeq lists its product as uncharacterized. The record is from RefSeq and is a predicted model, not a curated record. Bases 105 to 929 code for a protein of 274 amino acids. The transcript has 2 exons. NCBI's taxonomy places the organism in Eukaryota, Metazoa, Arthropoda, Insecta, Thysanoptera, Thripidae.